AAAUGGCAGCAAGAAGAUUCAUGUUCAAUGAAUCUAAUAUUUUGGCUCUGAAUACAAAAGCAGAACGUUCAACUUCUCGAGUAGAGGCUGUAGUAGCCUUUGUAUGGGAAGCAGCUAUUGCAGCUAUGCAGAAAAGGAACAAUAAUAAUAAUAAUGCUAUCAAGAAUUUUGUAAUUAGAAUUCCAAUAGACUUAAGGAGAAGAAUUCAACCUCCAUUACCUCAGCAAACCAUGGGAAAUAUCAUACAUAUGGUUGAGGCAAAUUGGGAAGUUUCUGAGGGACCUUUGGACUAUAAGUUACUAGUGAAAAAAGUUCAAGAUUCAAUAAAGAUUGUGACUAAACAUGGCUAUGAUGUAAAGAAUAUGGAUGAUAGAGAAAGAACAUUGACUGAAGAAGUGGGAAUACUUAGAUCCACUAGUUUGUGUAAGUUUCCUUUCUAUGACAUUGAUUUUGGAUGGGGUAGGCCAAAAUGGGCAUCUGUUGGAAGCAUAGCUCCCAAUCUGGUUGUUUUAAUGGACACUAGUGAUGGGAAAGGAAUAGAAGUAUGGCUUGGGUUGGUAGAGGAAGACAUGGCCAUAUUUGAGAAAAAUCAAGAAUUAUUCAAAUUUGUUUCUCUAAGUCAAUCUAUUUUCUGAAUAUACGUUUCCUUCAUUCACAUAUUUUCCAAAGGAACAAAAUAGGUUUUACUAGUCUUAUAUUUACAAACAACACCACAAAAACCUAUUUAUCUCAAUUGUGAUCGACUGCUCAAAUCAAUCCGGAGGCGACAACUGUCCAAAUUUAUGUCUUUUCUUUUUCAAACCUAGCCAAUUGGAAAUGCAAAGGUGGGU
Solanum dulcamara is the source of this 830-nucleotide messenger RNA. RefSeq names its product vinorine synthase-like. The transcript has a single exon. The coding region runs from base 3 to 635 and encodes 210 amino acids. The record is from RefSeq and is a predicted model, not a curated record. NCBI's taxonomy places the organism in Eukaryota, Viridiplantae, Streptophyta, Magnoliopsida, Solanales, Solanaceae.